Messenger RNA from Aspergillus clavatus NRRL 1, 2241 nucleotides. Its product is annotated as F-box domain protein. The record is from RefSeq and is a predicted model, not a curated record. Gene Ontology annotation, molecular function: protein binding. Gene Ontology annotation, biological process: SCF-dependent proteasomal ubiquitin-dependent protein catabolic process. NCBI's taxonomy places the organism in Eukaryota, Fungi, Ascomycota, Eurotiomycetes, Eurotiales, Aspergillaceae. The transcript is spliced from 2 exons. Bases 1 to 2241 code for a protein of 746 amino acids. Gene Ontology annotation, cellular component: SCF ubiquitin ligase complex.
AUGGCUACCACAUUUCCCGAUGAGAUUGCGCCCUCGCCUGAGGCCAUCUCCCCCGUGAGCCCAACGUCGUCGACGGGCCAGAUCCCUCUAGAGCGCCCUCCAAAACUCAAGGGGCGACACAAGUUACUGCAAAAUCUCCAGCGCAUGUCGUCCAGUCCCAGCUUAACCAGACGCAAUCGAUCAGCCUCCGCCGGGUAUCGUCGAGAUGGGAAGGCCUCUCUGUCUUGCGUCUCGCUUGGCCAGUCAGCAUACAACCCCUGUCUCGGCAAUGGAAGUUCGUCGCAGCUCUAUGGGGGCUUGGGUGUCCGUCCGGUAACUCCGGCGUCACCGGGGGAGUACCACGAUGGAAACGCUCGGAUACGGCUGGUUGGGAGCGAUUCUCCAAACGGUUCCAACACGAAGACGAUCCCUUUGCCGACCGAACUGCGGCCGGGAUCCCGUGGAUCACCAUUGGAAAAGGACACAGCCGAAGAGAGCGUUGCUACCCCAGCACCCAAGCCAACCUUCGACUUCUGGGGCGGCAUGCCUAAUGAGAUCCAAAUGAACAUCUUCCGCCACCUGAGCCCGAAAGAGAUCAUUCGCUGUUCCAUCGUGUCCAAGGCUUGGAACAAGAUGUGCUACGAUGGACAACUGUGGUCGUGUAUCGACACCACAGACUAUUAUCGCGAGAUCCCUAGUGAUAGUCUUGUAAAGAUCAUUACAUCUGGUGGCCCAUUUGUUCGUGACCUGAGCCUCAGAGGCUGCAUUCAACUUCGAGAUAAGUGGGCCAGCGAGGGCGAACGCAUUACAGACUUGUGUCGCAACGUCGUCAACUUCUCCCUCGAAGGAUGUCGCAUCGACAAAACCUCGAUGCAUUGUUUCCUCCUACGAAACCCCCGUCUUGAGGUCAUCAAUGUGUCCGGUUUACCUACUGUGACCAAUUCAGCUAUGAAAAUCAUCGCUCAAGCGUGCCCUCAGCUCGAGACUCUGAAUGUGUCAUGGUGCGCUGGUGUCACUACCGGUGGACUCAAGAGGGUUGUUCAGGCUUGCCCAAAACUGAAGGACCUUCGGGUCAGCGAGAUACAUGGCUUUGAUGACGAGGAGUUUAUGGUCGAAUUGUUCAAGAAAAACACCUUGGAGCGAUUGAUUGUGAGUCGCACCGAUUUGACGGAUGACAGCCUCAAGCUUCUCAUUCACGGCGUCGAUCCGGAGAUAGACUUGCUGACGGAUCGACCCAUUGUCCCUCCUCGGCGCCUCAAACACCUAGAUCUACAUCAAUGCACCGAGCUCACCGACGUUGGAGUGAAGAGUCUCGCACACAAUGUCCCCGAACUCGAGGGUUUGCAGCUAUCUCAGUGUCCCGAAUUGAGCGAUGCUGCUGUCAUUCAUGUCAUCCGCACCACUCCCUUGUUGACUCAUCUGGAGCUUGAAGAUCUGGAGCGGCUUACCAAUAACAGUCUCGUGGAGCUUGCCAACUCUCCCUGUGCCGAGCGCCUUCAGCAUCUUAACAUUAGCUAUUGCGAGAGCUUGGGAGAUCUUGGAAUGCUUCAGGUCAUGAAGACCUGCUCAUCCCUCCGCUCUGUUGAGAUGGACAACACUCGAGUGUCAGAUCUCACUCUGAUGGAGGCCAGUUUCCGCGUGCGGAAGCGAGGCUAUGAUGAAAAUCUACCGCAGAUUGGCUUGCGCUUAGUGGUUUUCGACUGUGCCAAUGUUACUUGGGCGGGAGUCAAGGAGGUGCUCUCGAGCAAUGCAUAUCUCCCGCGCUCUCGCAGGGUCAACUCCGCUAAGCCGAUGGUGAUGCAGCAGAUUGAUGAGAGCGAGUCGCCAGACUCACCAACCAUGAUUCCUUCCUCGAUCACCCCACCGCCACCGCCUUCAAUAUACCCCAACGAAAUAAUUCACCUCAAAUGCUUUUACGGCUGGCAAAUGACGGUGGAUGAACACAACAAGCGAGUAUUGCGCGGAGACCUCGCUGCUGCAAACAGACUCGACAGGAAGUGGGCAGACUACAUGAUGGCAACCGAAGAAGCAGGCGUGGGUGGUGCCGGUGCCCGGCGCAGACGUCGCCGAGCUCGUGAGGCCGAGAGGCUAUACAAUGCGGACGAUGACGAAGAUACAUAUGGCAUCUCUGUGCUGGGAGGCAGGCGCAGAAGAGCGCAUAGUGGCGGAUGCAGCGUAUCAUCGCGGUUCUGGAAACCCUACACUUAUCCUGAUGCGAUGUCUUCCGUUUUCAAACGAAUGUCGAAAACGCACGCAGCAUAA